Camelina sativa (false flax) is the source of this 875-nucleotide messenger RNA. NCBI's taxonomy places the organism in Eukaryota, Viridiplantae, Streptophyta, Magnoliopsida, Brassicales, Brassicaceae. The record is from RefSeq and is a predicted model, not a curated record.
UAUUUCCUUUUUAUGUUUUUUUCGGAAAUAUGCUUAGGUUUAGAAAAAUAUAAAAAUAAGUAGUCCUGUGAUAUUUGAGGUUUAUAAAUUAAAUAUAUCUUGAGUAAAUGCAAUGGAAAAAGGAGAAAUUAAAAACAAACUAAUUAUUAAAGCUUGCUUUAUUUUAUUGUUCUUUCUCGUUGAGCCGUUUUGUGUUCAAAAAGAUACUUAGUUGUAAAACGAUUAUAAAUGGGGAAGUACCCUAUAGUCUCUCUUCCUUAACUCUCUCUCUCUCUCUUUAACUUUGGUGAAUCUCCCAUAUCCGAGACAAAAAAUCUCAAAUCCACCUGUCUCCAACAAGAAUCUAUCUAACAAAAUCAUCACUUCACUUCCCAAUUGCAGGGUUAGAAGUCUAAGAAUCUUAAGGCAAAUUUAAUGUCUCGACAGAGGAUCUCACCGCAGUUUCAGUUAUCGAAAAAGGAAAGGUUUGGAGACAACGAAGGCAUGUCGAGACAGAAACAGGGGAAGUACAGUUUCACGAGGAAGUGUGGGAGAUUGGUGAAAGAACAAAGAGCUCGCUUUUACAUCAUGCGGAGAUGCGUCGUUAUGCUUAUUUGCUGGACUGAUAAUCAUAAUACCUACUCCGACCACUACUAGCUAAAUCAAUCAUCAAAACCCUCUCUCUUCUUCUUCUUCUAGCCGCAGUUUUAGUCUAUGAAAGUAGAUUAGAGAUACAAAUGUACAUAAGGGAUUCUAGUGUCUCGUUUCAACGUUUCAACGUAUUAGUUGUAAUUUAGAUUCGAAUGUUUGUGACUUUGUGUUAUGUUUUUGGUUAUCACUUAUCAGUUUCAGUGUAUGCACUUGAACAAUAGAGAAUAUAAAAUAUAAAUAUAUCA